AUGGGGAAGCCGGUGGGCCGUGGCGCCCUCCAGCCGGCCCUGGCAGGCCUGGCCCUCCUGAAGAAGCUGCACGGGGGGUUCCUCCGGCUGGCCCUUCUGCCUGCCCGGGUGGCCACGAAGCCCAAGGCCUCCGAAGUGCUGAGCCAGCACCUCUUGCAGAGGGGGCUGCCCCACUGGACGUCCUUCUGUGUCAAGUACAGCUCGGUGCGCAACGACCAGUUUGGGCUCUCCAACUUCAACUGGGAGGUGAAAGGGGCAAACUACCACAUCCUGAGGACUGGCUGCUUUCCCUUCAUCAAGUACCACUGCUCCCGAGCACCCUGGCAAGACCUGGCCGUGCAGAACUACUUCUUUACCACUCUUAAGUUAAUAAACUUUGGUAUCCCAACUUUAUUAUAUGGAAUUGGCUCCUGGUUCCUUGUCAGUGUCACAGAGACAGUUCAUACACACAGUGGUCCAGUCACUAUUUACUUUCUGAAUAAAGAAGAUGAAGGUGCCAUGUACUAAACAGUUGCUUUCAAGAAUUAAUUCUGCUAUUGCUUAUUGCGGCAGAGUAUUUUCAUGGGCUGUACUGUUCCAAAGCACAGGCAUAGGGGGAGGAUUUCUCUUUGCAGUUUAUUCUUAUGUAAUAUGUAAAGGUUUCAAAACAUGUCACUAUUUUUCCUUUGGUACAAUUUUGGUUUUCCUUUGAGCCUGGCAAAACCAUAAAACAUACUCUGUCCCAAAAAAACUGAUUCUAGUUGUGAAGAAUGAAAAUACGUAUUACUGGGAUUUUUUUCCUGCUUAUCUACUAAUUGUGUAAUAUGUGUGUUUGUUCUAAUAUAUGAGAUUGUUGGCCAGCAUUUCAAUGGAAUGCAAAUAUGACUACAUUCUCCAUAAUGAGUUAACUUUGAUUUCUUUUAAACAAAACUGAUUUGCAAAACAAGGUUUCAAUACCAUAUAAUUGAACGAAUGCUUCGGGGAUAAGGAAUUCAGAAGUUGGAGAAAAAUGUUUAUUUCAGAACUUUGCAUGUGCAAUUCAGGCAUUGGUAAUAAGUAAGUGGUUGUAGUGCUUAUGGCCACGUUUGGACGAUCAGCAGGGGAAACAAUGCAGUAUGGGUCGUCGUACCCCCCUGCAUGUGCCUGUUGUGCGACUGGCAUUUCCCUAAUUACCUAUGUGGCAUUGUGGGUUGCUAUGACACCUGAAAAUGUUCUCACCCACCCCACAACCCCUACUAUUCACUGCUUCGAAAUCUAUUUUAGAUAUGGAGCAGUAUAUAAAUAUUGUAAAUAAAAAAAUAGUUUGGUAUGAGCCAGAGAGAUUGGGUGAUCCAGUCAAAAUCGAGCUCUUUUUAGGCCCAUUUAUUCCAAUGAUUUAAGAAUGUUUUUUACUCUUCCAUUGAACUCAAUGGCACUUAAAAGUAAUUAACAAUGGAGUAUGGGAUGUUUUCCUUACCCCCAUACGUGCCUGUUGUGGAAGCAGCAUUUCCCUAAUUACUUGCGCAGGAUUGCAUGUUUCUGUGUCAUCUGAACACCUUGCGAAGGGGGUUCUCCAUGGGGUGUUAGAAACCUCCCCCGCUGCACCAUAUGCUGGGUUUGGUCGACAAGGCAACCUGUGACGCAGCACAGUAAUUAAGGAAAUGCUGGUCACGUGACUGGCAUGUAAGGGGGGCGGGGAAAACAACCCAUACUCUUGUGUUGUUUCUCCCGCUGAUCGUCCAAACAUGUCCAUAAGCACCACAACCACUUACUUAUUAGCAAUGCCUGAAUUGUACACGCAAAACUCUGAAAUAAAGAAACAUUUUUCUCAGUCUUCUGAAUUUUCCCACAAAGUACUUGGGGUAUAUAAAUAUUGUAAAUAAAUAAUAGUUCUUUAUGAGCCAGAGAGAUUGGGUAAUUGCCAGCCAAAAUCGAGCCCAUUUAUUUCAGUGAUUUACUCUUCCAUUGAACUCAAUGGAACUUAAAACUAAUUAUUGGUUGGAUCAUGGCCAUAUUUUGUGUGUAUGCAUAGAGAAUGCUUGCAAUUGUUUGUGUUCUCCACCAAAUGAGUACUCCAGUCACUUUGGACUCUUUGCAUCUACUGACAGUGCUUAACUGAUAAUGAAAAAUGUAUUGCCGAAAGUUUGGCUGGCAGGUGUAAGAGAAUAUUGUUUGCUUUAAAAAUAGUAUUUUAGCAAAUUAUGUUACCUAGGAAGUGACAUUUGCUGUAUUGAAAAUAAAUACUGCAAUUAAUUUUUGUAGCAUAGGGCUGCAAUAAAAUUAUGCAGAAGUA
Messenger RNA from Elgaria multicarinata webbii, 2251 nucleotides. It is a transcript of the gene C16H15orf61, whose product is annotated as chromosome 16 C15orf61 homolog. The coding region runs from base 1 to 507 and encodes 168 amino acids. The transcript has 2 exons. Lineage: Eukaryota; Metazoa; Chordata; Lepidosauria; Squamata; Anguidae. The record is from RefSeq and is a predicted model, not a curated record.